Achroia grisella is the source of this 1185-nucleotide messenger RNA. Its product is annotated as zinc finger protein 43-like. The coding region runs from base 172 to 1035 and encodes 287 amino acids. Gene Ontology annotation, cellular component: nucleus. NCBI's taxonomy places the organism in Eukaryota, Metazoa, Arthropoda, Insecta, Lepidoptera, Pyralidae. Gene Ontology annotation, molecular function: zinc ion binding. The record is from RefSeq and is a predicted model, not a curated record. The transcript has 3 exons.
GAGAAAUAUGGUACAUUAUCAGUUAUAUCAGCCAAACGACAGUAAAUAUCGUACGAUGUCUAAGCAUUAAAAUCAAUUACACGGUUUUGAAGAGUAAUCUAUAUAGGCCCAGACAGAAUAAUGUAAUAAUGUAUAAAGUAUAUUUUAUCCACAAGUGGAUAGGCCAGAAUAAUGAAUAAUAUGGACAUGUGCAGAUUAUGUAUGAAAGCAGAAUUGCUACUAGAUUUAUAUGAAAUAAAUAAGGAAAGCACACUUGCUAAGAAAAUUUAUUUUUGCAUCGACAUUGAGGUUCCAUCAGAAGAUAAUCUUCCAUCAUUUAUUUGUAAACAAUGCUUCAAGAAAAUUAAGAAAUUCUAUACUUUCAAAUACAAAAGUUUGAAAGUGGACAUUGCUCUUAAAAAUAUGAAGUACCAUACAAUAAAUAAUAUAAUAUUGGAUGAUGAUUUAAAUUCAUUAGAUAAUGAAAUUAAAGAAUCUAAAGUGAUACAAAAUAAGAGUACAUUUGUCGAAGCAACUGAUAUAUUAAGCCAACAGAAUGCUUCCUCUAUUAAGAACAAAAUAAAUAUAAUCCAAAAGACACAGAAGAAAACCAAUAACACAAACAGUAAUUACCAGUGUGAACUUUGUGGUCACACAUUCAAAAUGAAAACAGUACUUGAAAAACAUUUAAUGAUACAUUCUGGUAUCAAGCCAUAUUCUUGUAAAAUCUGCCCAAGAAGAUUUGCUAGAGCUGAGAAUAAAAUAAUACACAUGAGAUCUCAUUUAGGAAUAAAACCAUUUAUUUGUGAAAUUUGUGGUAAAACAUCAACAAAAAAUCAAGAUUUAAAGAGACAUAUGAAAGUACAUAAUGAUGAGAGAAAUUAUUCAUGCUCAAGAUGUAAACUUAAAUUCAAACGAUCAAGUGAUUUAACCAGCCAUAUGCGCACCCACACUGGGAUUAGACCAUAUUGCUGCCUAACUUGUACAAAAAGAUAUGCAUCUCACAGUGGUCUAAGCAAACAUUACAAAAAAUGUUGUAGAAAAGAAAUAAUCUAAAGAAAAAUAACAGAUUAAACUUGCUGAUUCAACUAACUAAAAAAGUUUUUGAUAUAUCACUUCCUUUUUCUUUUUUGUUUGCUAUUCUUGAUCCAAACUGUAAAGCUCUCUUCGGUAAUAUUGCAACACCAGUCAGCCCAUAUUUGAAAG